Micromonas pusilla CCMP1545 is the source of this 2632-nucleotide messenger RNA. RefSeq lists its product as uncharacterized. Gene Ontology annotation, molecular function: serine-type endopeptidase activity. The transcript is spliced from 2 exons. Lineage: Eukaryota; Viridiplantae; Chlorophyta; Mamiellophyceae; Mamiellales; Mamiellaceae. Gene Ontology annotation, biological process: proteolysis. The coding region runs from base 1 to 2568 and encodes 855 amino acids. The record is from RefSeq and is a predicted model, not a curated record.
AUGCCGCUCGCGCUCGGCGCCGCCGCGCUCGGGCGCUUCUUCGCGACCGCGCGAGCGCGCGCCGCCCGCGCCGCGGCGACGCCGCCGACGCCUCCCAAGGUGCGACGCGAUCCUCGCGCGCUGCGCUGUUCUUUCUCUUCUCUCCCUCGCUCCUCGCUCCGCCCCGCCCGCCCGACCCCUCCUUCUCACGCGCGUCGACGCCCCCCAACCGCUCCUUCUCACGCGCGAAACCGCUCGCAGGCGAAGCGCGUCCCGCACAAGGUCCUCUUCGGCGCGGUCGACGGCGAGAACCGCGGGACGAACCCGAUGCGCCCGCCCAUCGAGCGAGACGACGACCUGUUCUGGCUCCGAGACGACGACCGCAAAGAUCCAGAGAUCUUGCGGCACCUCGAGGACGAGAACGCGCACACGGAGGCGCACCUCGCGCACCUGAAGCCGCUGACGAAGCGUAUCUACGACGAGAUCGUGCGGAGCGUCCAGGAGAGCGACGACGACCUGUCGUUCCCGUGGGGCGAGCGCUUCGAGUACUUCGUGAGGACGCUCAAGGGGAAGGCGUACCCGAUCGUGUGCCGCCGGCGGCGAGGGGGCGAAGAGCGAGAGCGAGAGCGAGAGGAGGUCGUGCUCGACGUGAACGAGGUCGCGAAGACGCUGAAGUACUGCUCGCUGGGCGCGUUCAAGGUGAACGACGCGCACGACGUGCUCGCGUACAGCGUAGACGCGAACGGGUACGAGACGUACGAGAUUCGCUUCAAAGACUUGAACACCGGCGAGCAUCUCCCGGACGUCAUUCGCGGCGCCGCCGGGGGCGUGUCCUGGGGCCACGCGGACGGAGAGGUGUACUACAGCACGCAGGACGAGUCGCACCGAUCGAACAAGGUGUGGCGGCACGCGAUGGGCACGGCGCAGAGCGAGGACGAUUGCGUCUUCGUCGAGGACGACGAACUCUUCAGCGUCGGCUUCGGUCGGACCUCCGACGGGAGCCACAUGCUGAUAGAAUCCGAGUCGCAGGAGACGAGCGAGACGCGCGUCGUGGACUUGAGGUCGAAGCCCGCGGGGGAGGCGACGCUGAUGCAGCCGCGGAGGCUCGGGCAUCGGUACUACCCCGACCGACGGGGCGACCGGUGGUUCGUCCUCACGAACCGAGACGGGCGGAUCAACUUCGACCUCGCGUGCGCGCCUCUGAACGCGCCGGGGGAAGAGCACUGGCGCGCGGUCGGGACCCACCCGGGCGCGGGCGAUGCGUUCGAGUGGCGCGAGGGACGGACGCUCGAGACCGUGCGCGCGUUUCGCGACUUUCUCGUGUUGGAGGGGAGAGAGGACGGCUUCAGCGCGAUGUGGGUGUUGCGGUUGCUCCCGGACGACAAGAUUCAUCAGGGGGAAGACGGAACGUCAACCGACGCGCGGGGGGAAGACGGAACGUCGAUCGACGCGUCGUCCGCCCCGGGUCCGGUCGCGGCGAUCGCGUCGUGGACCAAGACGGAGUGGCCGUCCGAGAACUGCUGCGUGUACGCCGCGGUGGCGUCCGCGUCGCUGCCGUGCGUCUCCGCCAAUCAAAAUUUCGACGCGUCGCGUCUGUUCGUCGCGUAUCAAUCGCUCACGACGCCGAAGACGGUGUACGCGUACGACGUGGCGAGCGGCGCGAGAGAGGUGGUCAUGACGACGCCGGUGCGCGGGUACGACCAGAACAAGUACGUCACGACGCGCGUGGAGGUGAGCGUCCGCGACGGCACGAGAGUCCCGGUGUCCAUCGCGUAUCGAAAAGAUUUGCGGAAAAAAAACGGGCCGAUGCUCCUCGGCGGCUACGGAUCGUACGGCGUCAGCAACGACCCGAGCUUCGCGCGCGAGGACGUCCCGCUCAUGGACCGCGGCGUGGUCAUCGCCAUCGCGCACGUGCGAGGCGGCGGCGAGAUGGGACGGUACUGGUACGAGAAGGAAGGGAAGUACCUGAAGAAGAAGAACACGUUUCACGAUUUCGUCGACGUCGCGGAGCACCUCGUGACGACGGGAUGGACGUCCGCCGCGACGUUGGGCAUCACGGGGCGAAGCGCGGGCGGUCUGCUCGUCGGCGCCGCGCUGAACAUGCGCCCGGAGUUGUUCAGGUGCGCGGUCGCGGCGGUGCCGUUCGUGGACGUCAUGGUGUCCAUGUGCGAUUCUUCCAUCCCGCUCACGACGGGGGAGUGGGAAGAGUGGGGGAACCCGAACGAGGAGAAGUAUCACGCGUACAUGGAGAGCUACUCGCCGAUGGAGAACAUCAGGAGAGGGAAGAAGCCGGAAGUUUUGGUCACGUCCGGGCUGUUCGACCCCAGGGUGGCGUACUGGGAGGGCGCGAAGUACGCGGCGCGGAUGCGCGACGCCGCGACGAACGGCGCGUUCGGCGACGGCGAUUGCGAAGGCGAAGGCGAAGGCGGAGAAGCGCCGAGUCGGAUACUGCUCAAGACGGACAUGGACGCGGGGCACUUCAGCGCGACGGACCGGUACAAGCGGUUCAAGGAGAGGGCGUACGAGCACGCGUUCGUGCUUGAUAGCUUGGGGUUAUCGGGCGCGAAGCCCGCGUGGGCGAAGCGAUGACUGGACGAGCGCGCGUACCGUAGACGACGUAGUCGCUUUGUUGUCUAUUUUAAUCUCGUCGCCU